AUGGACAAAAAACUCAUCCUCCUCACCUUUCUCUCGCUCGCGCGCGCCUGGCUACCUAAUACGGACAAAUCCAUCACCUCCCCCGACGGCACCAACCUCUUCAAGGCAUCCAACGGCAAGAUCCGAGGCGUGAACCUCGGUUCUCAGUUCAUCUUCGAGCCAUGGAUUGCUGAGAACUCUUGGUCCGAACUGGGCUGCAAGGACCAGCCCUCGGAGUUUGACUGCGUAUCGUCGCUGGGCCAGGAAACUGCAGACGCGGCGUUCGCAAAACACUGGGGGUCAUGGAUCACCCGAGACGACAUCUCGGAGAUGGUCAGCUACGGGCUCAACACCAUCCGGAUUCCUGUGGGGUAUUGGAUGAAAGAGGACCUGGUCUACCGCGACAGCGAGCACUUUCCCCGCGGCGGAUUCGACUACUUCGAAAAGCUCUGCGGAUGGGCCAGUGACGCGGGGAUGUACAUCAUUGUGGAUCUGCACGGGGCGCCGGGGGCCCAGACGCCGAAGAACGCAUUCACGGGGCAGUAUGCGCCGGAACCAGGGUUCUACAACUCGGGGCAGUACGAACGGGCGCUACAGUUCCUGGAGUGGAUGGCGCAGAAGGUGCACCAGAGCGACUCAUUCCGCAAUGUGGGCAUGCUGGAGGUGGUGAAUGAGCCAGUGCAGAAUGAGGGCCAGACGGCUACGAUGAGGUCGGAGUAUUAUCCGAAGGCAUUUGAUCGAAUCCGAUCUGCUGAAAAAAACCUCAAUAUCAACCAAUCCAACUACCUACACAUCCAGAUGAUGGACCGACUCUGGGGCGCAGGUGACCCGCACGAGUUCCUGACUGACGACUACUACGCGGCGUACGAUGACCACCGGUACCUGAAGUGGGCGAACGUGGAGGUGUCGCAGGACAGCUAUAUCCGGACGUCGUGCAGCGACCAGCUGGACGCCAACAAGCCGACGAUCGUGGGCGAGUGGAGUCUGAGCGUGCCGGACGACGUGGAGAACAGCGACGAGUGGUCAAAAGAUGGACAGAAGGAUUUCUAUCGACGGUGGUUUGCAGCGCAGGUGACGGCGUACGAGCGACAACAGGGAUGGGUGUUUUGGACGUGGAAGAGCGAGUUGGGGGAUUACCGAUGGGCCUAUAAAGAUGCCAUCGAGGCGGAAGUAAUCCCGAAGGAUUUGAAGGUGGAAAAAGUCUGCUCUUAG
Molecule: messenger RNA, 1191 nt
Organism: Aspergillus tanneri
Lineage: Eukaryota; Fungi; Ascomycota; Eurotiomycetes; Eurotiales; Aspergillaceae
Product: glycoside hydrolase family 5 protein
Exons: 3
Coding region: 1-1191 (396 amino acids)
Biological process (GO): glucan catabolic process
Cellular component (GO): extracellular region; cell surface
Molecular function (GO): beta-glucosidase activity
Source: RefSeq, a predicted model, not a curated record